AUGAAUGAUAAUCUAGAUAAUGACAGUAUAAGAACAGAAGAUUAUGCUUCAAAAUUCAAUGAAACAAUAAAUUUACCAGGUGAUACACAUAGAACUAAUUCAUAUCAACCAGUUCAAUCACUGUGUGCUGAGAUAAAAAAGUCGUCAAGUACAGCAACACUACUACCCACUUGCAAUGAUAAAAUAUUUAAUGAAAUUCAUGGUAAAUCAAAAUUGCCUCCUGUUACGUAUGAUCAUUCAAUCAAAACUAUUAUUCCUUCUGUCAAUAAUAUUGAUCAAAGUGCAAAUAAAAAGUCUGAUUUUAUCAAUAAUGAUUAUUAUCCACCAUUUCAUAGUCGAUUGUCAUGUGAAAUACGGCAAAAUGAACAAUAUCUUGACCGUAGUAUAACUUCACAAUCAUUUUCUUUAAAAGGAAGAUGUGAUCACAUGAAAGGAGAUAUUAAUCAGGUUAACGAAUGUGUACAAAUAUCUGGUAUAACCCUCAACAAAGAAGAAAUCAUGGCAAUUAUUAAUGAACGCGAUGAAUUGUAUGAGAUAUUACGAGUUAAUGAAGAGGAGGCUAGUGAACGUUAUUCUACAGAAAAACGUUUAAUGAGUAUCAAACAAGAAUUUACCGCCGAACAGCAACGUUUAAGACAAAUUAUCACUGCAUUAGAAGAGGAAUUAGAAGUCACAAUGUGUCGUCUUAAUCAGUUAACUGCUGAAAGAAGCAAAUGGACAACUGAAUUAGAUGAAACAAAAAAUGAAAGGAAUGAAAUGAAAGAGAAAUUGAAAAAUACAGAAGAAAAUCACAAAGUUGAAUUGAUGGAAAUGGAAAAUGCAUAUCAAGAGAAAUUAAAACAAAUGAAAUUAGAUGAAAUUAAAAACUCUGAUAUUAUAACAAAAGAAUAUGAACUAAAAAUAAAUCAUUCUAUCAAUGAACAAAUACAACAAACUACUGAAUUUGAAGAGAAAUUACAAAAAUUAAAUAAAACAAUUAAAGAAAUGGAACAAGAGAAAGAAAAUUUAAGACAUGAAAAUAUGGAACUAAUGAAAGAACACCGUGAAAGAGAAAGAUUAAUUCGUAGUGAAUAUGAAGAGAUUCUAGAAAGUAAAUCUGUUGAAAAAAGUAAGGAAAUAUCGAAAUUAAUGGAUGUUCAUUCUAUUCAAUUAAAUGAAUUGGUUGAACAAAUGCAAAAAGAAAAAAUUCAAGCUAUCAACGAGAUCAGAUCGUGUUAUACGGAAAAUAUUGAAGAAUUACAAAAUAAAUUACUGUCUAAACAAACAGAAAUUCAAACACUUAAUGAAACAUUAACUAAUACACAAAAUUUAUUACAUGAAAGUCGUAAUCAAGAAAUUUUAGAAAAAUUAAAAGUUCAAACUGUUGAAGCACAUUCAAAAGAAUUAGUUGAAUGGGAAAAAGAAAAAUUUGAAUUAUGGAAAAUUAAAAUGAAUGAAUUAAAAGAUGAAAAAGAUUCAUUUAUUGAAACAAUGAAACAAGAAUUACAAGAACAAAAAGAUCUUACAAAAUUUUAUCAAGAUAAAAUGAAAACUAUUCAAAAAGAGUCAGAUACAUAUCAAACUGAAUUAGAACGAAAAAUAAUUACAUUAGAAAAUCAAAUAGAAACAUUAAAAAUGAAACAUGAAAUCGAUAGGAGUGAGAUUCAACAAGUCUAUAAUCAAAAAUUAUCCAACAUGGAAUUACAACAUUCUCGAGAAAUUAAACAAGCUGUAGAAACUGAAAAUGUAACUGUACAAAAGCAAGUACAUGAAAAAAAUCAAGCAGAAAAAGAUAAAAUAUUAGAAGACUUAAUCUCUUCAUCAACACAGAUUGCUUCGAAAAUUGGAAAUUUAGUCAAUGAUAUCUAUCAUAUUGUUGAAUGGAAUGUACAAAAUUUAUACAGUUUUCCCGAUUUCACUUUGGAUUUAGAUGCACAAGUUAUGCCAAACAAAGAAAUUGAAAUACCAAAUAUAACAAAGAAAUGGACUAUAAAUGAUAUUUCCAUAGAAGGUGUAAUGGAAUCACUGAUGAAACAUGUGGAUGAGUUAGCGAAUAAUUUGAGAAAGAAUUCAAUGGAUAUUUUAGCACAAUUACAGCGACGUAAAGAUGUAUUGGUAACACAAAUUAGAAGUGAAUUAGAUAGUGCUCACAGUGCGGUCAAACGUAUUCAAGAACAAGCUGAAACCGAACAAGAUGAACAUAAAAUGACGUUAAAGCACUAUCGUAACCGAAUUGAAGAGUUAGAAGAUGAAGCAAUAAGGAAAAAAUUAAUUGAACAAUUGAAGCUAAAAGAUGAUGAGAUUGAAUGCUUGAAAAAUGAAAUACAACAAUUACAACAAGAAAUCAAAAAAUUAACGAUUGAAAGAAAUAAACCAGAUCAUGAAGAAGCAAAUGAUAGAAAGCAUAAAGAUCUUUCAUCUAUUCAUCAAUUAUUAUAUUCACUAAAUCAUAAUAAAAAUGGUACAAAUGAUUUGGUCAGUCAACAACCAAUUCGAAUAAUUACUGAACUAAAAGCACGGAUUCAACGAUUGAGAGAAGAAAAUAUGGCAUUACGUCGGCUACUAUUACGUCGACCACUUGUACCGGUAAAGCAAUCAGAUCAAGAAAGUGAACAACGACCAUUUUAUAAACCAUCCGAUGCACAAUUCAUGCAAAGACUGAAAAGUAAAGGGAACUCAGAAAGAUUUAUAUCGAAAUUUUAA
This is a messenger RNA of Schistosoma guineensis, 2682 nucleotides long. The record is from the annotation of a GenBank genome assembly. Lineage: Eukaryota; Metazoa; Platyhelminthes; Trematoda; Strigeidida; Schistosomatidae.